Cannabis sativa is the source of this 1253-nucleotide messenger RNA. RefSeq names its product allene oxide cyclase, chloroplastic. NCBI's taxonomy places the organism in Eukaryota, Viridiplantae, Streptophyta, Magnoliopsida, Rosales, Cannabaceae. Gene Ontology annotation, molecular function: allene-oxide cyclase activity. Gene Ontology annotation, biological process: jasmonic acid biosynthetic process. The record is from RefSeq and is a predicted model, not a curated record. Bases 166 to 717 code for a protein of 183 amino acids. The transcript has 3 exons.
CAUCUCAUGAGAAGAAAAAUCUAUAAAUAUCUCUAUAAAUUCCUAUUACAACACAACUACAUUUUCCAACCAUUCAUUAGUAAGUAGCAUCCAAUUCCUUUAUCCUAUAAAGUUUGGUAUUCCUCUCUCAAUUACUAUUGACCAACCACACUUCUCAACUCCAAUAUGGCUUCUUCGCAAAGACCCGCUAAUGUUCCAGUUCAAGAAAUGUCUGUGUACGAGUUCAAUGAAAGAGAUCGUGGAAGCCCUGCUUUCCUCCGUUUAAGCCAAAAACCAGUUAAUUCACUCGGUGAUCUCGUUCCCUUUAGCAACAAGAUAUAUACCGGAGACUUGCAGAAACGGAUAGGAAUAACAGCAGGGAUGUGUAUUCUAAUUCAGAACAAACCGGAAAUGAAAGGUGACCGGUACGAGGCCAUCUUCAGCUUUUACUUCGGAGACCACGGCCACAUAUCAGUGCAGGGUCCUUAUGUGACUUACGAGGACACAUGUCUUUCUAUUACUGGUGGAACUGGAAUAUUUGAGGGUGUGUACGGUGAGGUGAAACUGCAGCAGAUUGUGUUCCCCUUUAAGCUCUUCUAUACUUUUUACUUGAAGGGCAUCAAAGACUUACCGGCCGAGCUUGCUGUGAAGCCCGUUCAGCCCAAUCCCACCGUUGAGCCCAGUCCAACUGCUAAGGCCUGUGAGGCCCAUGCUUGUGUCUCUAAUUAUACUAAUUGAUUUUGCAUAUAAUUAAUAUUUUGCAUAGCUAUGGUAGAUGGAUUAUUUCUUAUUUUAUGUUUGUCAUGAUGAGGAUCCUAAGUGGGUGUAUAAUAAACUUUUAGGAUUGUUAUUCUUCUUUAAAUUGAACCAUGAGUUGUAAUGUUUUAUUAAUGUUUUAAUGAGGAAGCUGUAUUAUUUUUUUUUUCCGAAAAAACAGCUUGUACUAUAUUAAAAUAACCAAUAAGUGCAGGUUACAAGUGCUAUAUAAUUGGAACAUUAUCCAUUCCAAAUCACUUUCCUUUCCUUUCUAGUCCAAAAGUCCUCUUAGAUAAAGGGAUAAUUGCGGCAAAAGUCCCCAAAAACUUAGAGUUAAUACAGAUUAAUCUCCAACCUCAAAAAUUGGUGGUUAUAGUCCUCAAGGUGAUAUUUUUUGUUAGUCCGUUGGUCCCUAGUUAAAUGCUUCGUUUGUUCAUUUAAAAAAAUGCCAUGUGUUGACAAAUUAUUGGUUAAAAUCAUAAUUUUAAUUUAAAAUAAUUUAUUUUUUUUUUCUUCUU